UCUCUCACAUCCAAAAGAUUUAAGGUUUGGAACAGGCGGUAAUGGCGUUCAUGAGAUGAAGACAGCAGAUUCCCUCAUCGAGCUGCCAAUACUGUUUUCAUCGUGAACUUGGCCUUCGCGCACACGGCCGUGUUGGCAACUUACUUACCUGCCUCCUUCACUAACAGCCGCUAAGGAUGCUACCUGUGCCCCAGUCUGUGUUGUUGGCUGUGAUCGCAGUCGCGCAAGCUGGUAUCAUCUCAGCGCUGGGCCAAGAGAGAGCCUACCUUCCCGGUAAUGGACCAUUGCAAGAUUACGCCGAAGUUGGCGAUCGCGUGGAAAGCCCGUUGUGCAACUCCAACCAUCCUCAACUAACCUACCGACGCGUGGCAAUGGUGCCCAUGCCGGCGAAGGCUGGCAGCUUAGCACCUGCGUACGUUGUGCAGCAUCAGCCUCCCGUCGCCGGCUAUCUGUACAGCUUCCAAGUCAUCAUGCCGGCAUUUGAUGGGGUCAUGGCUGCGUUCGCCUGCUCCAUAGGCGUAGCCCAACCACAGCGGCAAGACUUCUAUGUUAUCAUGCACAAAGAUCUCGCCCCAACAGUUUCCAUGGUUUCCGCCGCUCCAACGCCCACGACAUCGCCCACGUCAACCAGCAGCAAAAUGACUAUUGAUAACGAUGUGGCUACUUCAAUCAACCAGGUCCGUACCAGGUUUAGAGCUAACUACAGUACGGCUAGUUCCGGUGUGAAUCCGAACCCAACUAUCGGCUACAGCACAACUAGUUCCAGUUCCGGUGUGAAUACGAACCCAACUAUCGGCUUCAGUACAACUAGUUCCAGUUCCGGUGUGAAUACGAACCCAACUAUCGGCUAUAGUACAACUAGUUCCAGUUCCGGUGUGAAUCCGAACCCAACCAUCGGCUACAGCACAACUAGUUCCAGUUCCGGUGUGAAUCCGAACCCAACUACCGGCUAUAGUACAACUAGUUCCAGUUCCGGUGUGAAUACGAACCCAACUAUCGGCUUCAGUACAACUAGUUCCAGUUCCGGUGUGAAUACGAACCCAACUAUCGGCUAUAGUACAACUAGUUCCAGUUCCGGUGUGAAUACGAACCCAACUAUAGGCUUCAGUACAACUAGUUCCAGUUCCGGUGUGAAUACGAACCCAACUAUCGGCUACAGCACGACUAGUUCCAGUUCCGGUGUGAAUACGAACCCAACUAUCGGCUACAGUACAACUAGCUCCAGUUCCGGUGUGAAUCCGAACCCAACUAUCGGCUACAGUACAACUAGCUCCAGUUCCGGUGUGAAUACGAACCCAACUAUAGGCUUCAGUACAACUAGUUCCAGUUCCGGUGUGAAUACGAACCCAACUAUCGGCUACAGCACGACUAGUUCCAGUUCCGGUGUGAAUCCGAACCCAACUACCGGCUACAGCACAACUAGUUCCAGUUCCGGUGUGAAUCCGAACCCAACUACCGGCGUCAAUAUCGCCCCUGCAGAAAACUCAAAUAAUUGUGAGGAGAACCCAUACCUGUGCUCACACAACUCCUACUGUGCAAGGCGUGGAGCCACAUUCCUAUGCAUAUGCCGAUCUGGCUAUACUGGAACAGGGAUACGCUCCACCGGUGGUUGUCAUGCCGUAUCCGAGGACACGACCUUGGCCACAGGCUGCGUGGAUGAAGUGAACUGCAACCGGAGUGUGGCAGCCCGCCAAACGUCUUCAGCGUACGCGUAUGUCUGUAUCAUGACGGUGGUCUUCGGCAAAGCCCUGAUUCACACACUGCACUAAAGCGGUGGCUUACGCUAUCAGCUGCUCUUCUACAUCUGCUAUUCAUCUUGGACACCCCGUAAGAAGACCUUAGGGUCUGUUGCGAAUGCCCAAGUAAAAUAAUACAAUACAAUACAAACAAAUCUGCAAGCUACAUGUAUAGCCUAGGCCCACAAAAGGCUACAAUGAUCAUGAUGAUAUCCAAGCCUCCAAGGACAUGAUCACAUACUUGUACAAUGAACCACACUCAGUCCAGUCUCCUGCACUCCGCUCCCAUUUCUCUUCAGACUUUUCCAUUUCAACUCCGUCAACUUGAAGCCUAUGGAUAUUCAGUUUCAUUUAUAUUCAUUCAUACUGCACAUUUCUUUAUCCACAUACCAAACAUGCAUGCAACAGAAAAACUACAAAAUUCUGUCAAAUGUUCUGCGGGCAUUAGCCGGUAAGGGCUAGUAUGGCUGAGGCAAUCUCAGUGCGUUUCAAGCAGAAUCUGCCAAUUUCUCGACCAUCACUACAUGUAGAUCUACAUUGUAGGCUAGUCCCCGUCAAGGGCUUCUAGUACUAGCUACCCAUAGCUAUGCUGCUACCCCUAAAUACAUGUACAAUGUAAUAAUUAUUAUCACUCCCUUAGUAUUGACUCCCAUCAUGAGAUUUUUGCUAUACCUAAGCCGUCAAAUAUUCCUACUGAAGUACAAAUUUCACUCCUUAGGGCUAUAUUGACUGCUUUUAUUUGACUCCUUUUUUUAUGGAUUGAAUACCUUCUUUGGUUUGCCGGUUGUGAUACAUCUAGUGUUGACUUCAUACUACGUACUAGGAAUGUGAUGCAACAAAAUUAAUGGUGUUUUCUACGAACGAAUAUUCCCUCGAAUGUUGCUUUGGCGAACGGACGAAUAUUCUGCAUUCUUCUGAAAUGGCUCAAUCACUUCACUCAAUCAAACCUAA
Molecule: messenger RNA, 2687 nt
Organism: Sycon ciliatum
Lineage: Eukaryota; Metazoa; Porifera; Calcarea; Leucosolenida; Sycettidae
Exons: 5
Coding region: 177-1769 (530 amino acids)
Source: RefSeq, a predicted model, not a curated record